Messenger RNA from Silurus meridionalis, 7419 nucleotides. It is a transcript of the gene kcnh4b, whose product is annotated as potassium voltage-gated channel, subfamily H (eag-related), member 4b. The transcript has 17 exons. Gene Ontology annotation, cellular component: membrane. Gene Ontology annotation, biological process: potassium ion transmembrane transport; regulation of membrane potential. Bases 495 to 3983 code for a protein of 1162 amino acids. Gene Ontology annotation, molecular function: voltage-gated potassium channel activity. The record is from RefSeq and is a predicted model, not a curated record. NCBI's taxonomy places the organism in Eukaryota, Metazoa, Chordata, Actinopteri, Siluriformes, Siluridae.
GAGGGAAAGAUGGAGAGUAGCAGAGAGAAGUGGAGCAGUGAGGCAGUGAGGUGUAGAAACGCACACAGAGACACCACACCUUCGAGCGGAUGAACGACAGAGCGAACAGUAAAGAGAAAGAGGACAGGGAUGAUAAAGAACCAGAAGGAAACUGAUAAAGGACAUAAAGAAGGACGGAAGGAUGGACUGAAGACCAGGAGAUUGAAGUAAUUCGGACUACACACUCUCUAUUUCUCUAAGAAGAAAGGCACAAAAGAGAGAGAGAGAGAGAGAGAGAGAGAGAGAGAGAGAGAGAGAAAACAAGAGGAAGAAACAGUUGAAAGAAAGACGAGGGGAAUCCCUCCUUCGUCUAUUUACCCUAUGGGGUAGUUCAGGCUAAUCCGAAGCCCCCCUCGACUCAGAGGAUGGAGUGAGUAGAGAAAAGGGGGUCCAGACAGACAGACAAAGAGAGACAGAGACACGGCGACAGGAAGGCAGACGGGUCGUGUGUCACCAUGCCGGUGAUGAAGGGGCUUCUCGCCCCACAAAACACUUUCUUGGACACCAUCGCUACUCGCUUCGACGGCACCCACAGCAACUUCCUGUUGGGGAACGCUCAGGGUCACCGUGGUUACCCCAUUGUGUACUGUUCGGACGGGUUCUGUGAGCUGACGGGCUUCGCCAGGACAGAAGUAAUGCAGAAGAACUGCAGCUGUCGCUUCCUGUAUGGCUCGGGGACGAGCGAGCAGGUGGCACAGGGCAUGGAGAAAGCACUGGAGAGUAAAGAGGAGUACCAGGCUGAGGUCCAGUUCUACAAGAAAGAUGGAACGUCGUUUUGGUGUCUGCUGGAUAUCGUUCCCAUAAAGAACGAGAAAGGAGAGAUGGUGCUUUUCCUGUUCUCCUUUAAAGACGUGACUGACACGCACGGGAAGAGCCACCAGGGCGGCAGGAGAGACGAUGACAAACACAGGAAGAGCAGCAGCUCUCGGUUCGUCGCGGCUCGAAGGCGUGGCCACUCCGUCCUCAGCCAAAUCACCAGCCAGUUCAAACGCGGAGGACAGAACGACGUCAACCUCAGCGGCAACAUGUUCGAGAAGCCGUCGCUGCCGGAGUACAAGGUCGCAGCGGUGCAGAAAUCCCGCUUCAUCCUGCUGCACUACAGCGUAAGUAAGGCAUUGUGGGACUGGAUGAUCCUCCUGGCAACGUUCUAUGUGGCCGUGACGGUGCCGUAUAACGUGUGUUUCACGCCGUACGUCGACUCGGACACGGAGGGCAGGAGCACUAUCGUCUCAGACAUUGCGGUGGAGAUGCUGUUCAUCCUCGAUAUCAUCCUGAAUUUCCGCACCACUUAUGUGAGUCAGUCCGGUCAGGUGGUUUAUGACUCGCGCUCCAUCUGCAUCCAUUACGCCGCUACGUGGUUCUUCGUUGACCUGGUCGCCGCGUUGCCCUUCGACCUCCUCUACGCCUUCAACGUCACUGUAACAUCCCUGGUCCACUUGUUGAAGACGGUACGUCUGCUACGGCUGCUGCGUUUGCUUCAGAAGCUGGAUCGUUACUCUCAGUACAGCGCCAUGGUGCUCACCCUCCUCAUGUCCAUGUUCGCCCUGCUCGCUCACUGGAUGGCCUGCAUCUGGUACGUCAUCGGACGCAAAGAGAUGGAACGCAACGCUAACCAGCAAGACUGGGACAUUGGUUGGCUGCACGAGCUGGGAAAGCGCUUGGAGAGCCCGUACAUCAACAGUACAUUCGGAGGUCCGACCAUACGUAGCGCCUACAUCGCGUCGCUCUACUUCACCCUCAGCAGCCUCACCAGUGUCGGAUUCGGGAACGUGUGCGCUAACACCGAUGCUGAGAAAAUCUUCUCUAUCUGCACCAUGCUGAUCGGAGCUCUCAUGCACGCAGUGGUGUUUGGAAACGUGACGGCCAUCAUCCAGCGCAUGUACUCGCGUCGCUCACUGUAUCACACGCGCAUGAAGGACUUAAAGGACUUCAUACGCGUCCAUCGGUUGCCGCAGCAACUGAAGCAGCGUAUGCUGGAGUAUUUCCAGACCACGUGGUCCGUGAACAACGGCAUCGACGCUAACGAGCUCCUGCACGAUUUUCCGGAUGAGCUCCGGGCCGACAUCGCCAUGCACCUGAACAAGGACAUCCUGCAGCUUCCUGUGUUCAAGGGCGCGAGUCGCGGCUGCCUGCGCUCGCUAUCGCUGCACAUCAAGACCUCGUUCUGCGCCCCGGGCGAGUAUCUGAUCCGCCAGGGAGACGCGCUACACGCUAACUACUUCGUCUGCUCGGGAUCACUGGAGGUGCUUAAGGACAGCAUGGUGCUCGCGAUACUGGGAAAGGGCGACUUGAUUGGCUCAGACCUGCCAGGGGAGGAUCAUGUGAUUAAGACAAAUGCGGACGUUAAAGCGCUGACAUACUGCGAUCUGCAGUACAUCAGCGUUAAAGGGUUGAGGGAGGUGUUGGAGCUUUACCCCGAAUAUGCCAACGUGUUCACUGCUGACAUCCACCACAACCUCACCUACAACCUGAGAGAGGGAAGUGAGGCCGAGGGGCUUGCGAGGUUCGCACGUUCUCCAAGGUUCCCUCACAACAAUCGAGCGGACUCGAGAGCGUCGAUCGACGGAAAGCACUCGUGCAUGAUCGAAACGAGUGGAGAAGGUGAAGAACAUGCACACCUUUCCCCUGCGUCGAGAUCCCGCCGGAACCUGCUCCUCCCGAACCUGGGGAACCUGCUGGGCGACGAGCUGCGGCAGUUCAAUGCCCUGCGCCGCUGCCGGUCCCCAGUGAGAGGAGCCUGCCGCAGCGUCUCUCCCAAACCACACCCCAAAACCGAGCAUCUUUUGCACGAGGGCCGUCCCGCCGCUCACGAGGGAUUCACCGCCACACGCAAACCCAACAAACUCCACAUUCCUACAUUCAGCUGCAUCGCCCCACCUGACCUCAGCCCGAGGGUGGUUGAUGGGAUCGAGGAUAAUGGACGUGUGUUUCACUUCAGCACCGAGGACAGCACCAUCAUCACCAGUACAGCAAAAGAUCAGGGGCACGGCACGCCGCUUCACGAGUCCGAAGAGGUGCGAGAGACCAUCAGUCAACUGAACAACAAGAUGGUCACCCUGAACCAAGAAGUGUCUCAGCUGACCAAGGACCUGCAUCACAUGAUGCACCUUCUGCAAGCACAAGCAGCUGCUCACCAUUACACCACCUCCAUGUCCUCCUACCCCUACGGAGUGCACAUGAUGCACACAAACACCGCGGCGUACACCGCCGGCGUGCACGCCCACCAGGAGGCUCAAGGUCAUUAUCGUCCUCAUAACCAUCUUCACUCUGAUCACGCUGCGUCCGAGAACAUCGUCCACAUGGGGACAAGCACAUGGAGCCACGCUUCAGAAUUCGGUGGAGAUCGAACCGGUGUGCCCAAGCAACCCGAAGUUUUCAGACCCCUUCCUCAUUUCGAUCCUAACAGAUCCUGUGAUCCUACUUCCUGUAAAUCGAGCUUGAUCAACAUCAACUCCUCUACUUCAUCCUUCUUCCCUGCAAAAGGAUUUAACAAACUGGAAGCAGAAGGUCAGGAUCACGGCAUCCUCGCUAACAUCAGUCGCUCUCAACCCGUCCUGUUCAACCGGGACACGCCGAACCAAGUGUCUCUAAACCUCCAUUUACUCUCCAGUGCUCCGACGUCCACUCAAUCCCUGCUAAUCGCUAAUCUCACAAAUCCAAUCCACCACAACCCUCCUGCCACUAGCAAACCAAAUCCGGAGUCGGAUCCUGACAUUCCGGAUACGGUCCUGGAGGACGUUAGCGAGUACCGGGAAGACGAUGUCCUGCUGUCAGAUUUGAGCAUCGUGGGACACACGAGUCGCGAGUGCCUGCUAGCGGACGACGGAUCUGCGGACAACCAGGAAAUAGAGACUUCCGAAUCGGAAUCUACCAAGCCUGAUGUUGGGACGCAAAACGAAUGCAGUAGCUCUGAAACGUCCUUGUGCCUCGACCUGAUGGACUGACAGGACGUUUAUCUCAGAUGUUUGCAGUGAUCUCUUUUGUUUCUUUUUUUUUUUUAAGGGAUUGUCUUCUUUCCAUCAUGCCCGUGCAAAUAACUUAAUAACUAUGCAAGACGCAUGUUGAUUGUGCAUUAUUCCUUAUUUACUCGAUCGCUAUACCACAUACGAAUAGCUUGUCUUUAAAGUUACGCACAGCCGAGUCCAAAAGUCUUCGUAAAUUUCGAAUCAGGGAAAAAAAUACAUUUCGCAUUGUCCUUUUAAAUGUUUUGAGCCAAUUAAAAAAACGGUGAAAUGAUCCAAUCCGAUUGGAUACUGGUGCAGACAAAAGUUGGUGGCCAUCUCACCAUAUGGUUGGCGUGUUGGAUUUAUGAACAUCCCAUUCAACAUUUAAUCCCCUUUUACUGUUAUUAUGAGUUCCACCAUUCUGGCAAUAUGUUCCACUAGAUUUUAGAGGGUGUUGGUGGAGAUUUGUGUGAGACUUUUUUUCAGCCACAAGGGUCUUAGUAAAGGAAGGUACUGAUGUAGGUGAGGUGAGGUGAGGUGAGGUGAGGUGAGGUAAGGAGAGGAAGCCUGGGGUGCAGCCAACACAUCAAAUCAUUACAAAGGUGUACAGUAGGGUUGAAGUUCAGAGCUCAAUUGCAGGAGAUCUUCCAUCAUAUCCAACCCAUGUAAAGCCGAUUUUAUUGGCGCUGGUUUUGUCUUGCUGGAAUAUGUUUGGGGUCCCAUAGUUCAACCCGAAGGGUAAAUUUAAUGAAUCCUUUAUAAUCACUGCUGCAGCCCGAGUUCGAUCCCCGGUCAGGGAACCAACCCCAGCCAUUAGGGUUGCACAAAUCUUAGUGCCGGUCCCAAGCCCGGAUAAAUGGGGAGGGUUGCGUUAGGAAGGGCAUCCAGCGUAAAGACAUGUGCCAAAUCAAAACAUGCGGAUGAUCCGCUGUGGCGCCUCCUAAUGGGAGAAGCCGAAAGAAAGUUAGUUACUUUCAUAGAUGAUUGCAAUCCGAACAGUUAUUGGAUAUUAAAAACGGUUUGCUCAUAUCAUCAUUUGGGGAAAAAAAGAAGAUCGCUUACACACAGUACAGAGAUUUAAGCAAAUAAAUACAAAGACAGCAAAUGUAGCUAAUAAUUAUUAUGAAAGUUCAGUAAAUUUGUGUAAAAGUGUAGCAGCAUUCAAUAUAAAAAUCUCAUUCGACUUUGAAUUUCAAACACAUUUUAUUUUGAGGUUUCCCCAUAAAUAUCAGCGACUUUUGGACUCGAUUGUGUUUGCAGUGGUGAACUGUCAGGGUGUUUAUUAAAUCUUUUUCGGGCAUUUAAAUAAAAGAACGUGGAUUGCCGACGGAAAAAAACGAUCCGCCUCGUAGCAUUUUUGAUGGUAGCAUUCGUUCCAAGUGAAUCCAUAAUAGUUUGCUUGUUAGAAACUUCUCUCUCUCUUUUUUUUCUUUCUGGUCGAAUCUAUGUUCUGCAUUUCUUCUUGCCUUCGUGCAUGGUAAAGUUUAUCGUUCUUUUUUCCUAAGGAAAAGGUAUCAAACGAAAUGUGUUCGCAUUACAAAUGUUUCGAAAGAAAAGGCUACGUAAAAUUUAGCACGUGCGCCGUCGGAACGCUUUUCUUUUUAAAAAAAUUAAUAAAUAAACGAAUCAAUCGAACAUUUCGGACAAUUUUCGGUUCAGAAAACACGAUCCAAGAACGAUCACGAAAAUCUGGAAAAAGAACCUACAAUUACUCCUUUGUUAUUGGGAUGAUCCAGUGUGAGUGUGUGUGUGUCCGUGUGUGUGUUUGUGUGUGUGUGUGUGUGUGUGUGUGUGUGUGUGUGUGUGUGUGUGUGUGUGUGUGUGUGUGUGUGUGUGUGAGAAAUGCUGCAGCUUACACGGUUUCACAUUUGCCUAAGUGUGUAUUUUACACCCAUGAAUGAUUCAUGAGGAAUUGUUAGCGAUGAGCGAGGACAUGGUGAAAGAACAUCAGGAAUAGUGGAAAUUAUGCAACACACACACACACACACACACACACACAUAUGCACACAGUUGGUCGUGCAGAAUCGGGGGAGGGGGUAUGUUGCAAUUCAAUUCUAGUUCCUGCGAAUAUUUUGAAAUAAAUCUGAAUGAAAAAAAAAUGUAUAUAAUAAAUAUAUAAUGUUAAUUAUAAUAUUUAAAUAUAUUAAUGAUAAUAUAUAAAUAUAUUAUAAAUUCUAAAGAAUUUGGUUAUGGGAUUUCCGCUGAAUGUGACUGCGUUGGGCAGCUAAUGUCAUUUUAUUCCCUUUAAAAUGUGAAUUUUAAUUGAAUGAAUCAGUAUGAAGUAAUACAACACUAUUAUUUAUUUAUUUAUUUAUUUAUUUAUUUAUUUAUUUAUUUGUUUAUCUAUUUGUCUAUUUAUUCAGUCGUUAAAUCGAUCUUUUAUUUAUUUAUUUAUUUCAUCAUUACUGUGCUCAUGUUAUCGAAUUUGUUUUUUCUGUUCACACAUUUGUGUAUUAAUUCAUUUCCCCGUUACAAAUCUGACACACACACAUAUAAACACUUGUCGGAAACGUGAAAACGCCUCUGUCAAUUUCGCAAGACUUGCGCGUGUUGCUUUCGUUUAAACUCCACGAUUUUUCCCCUCGACCAGACAAAUCUUUACAUUUCCAGAUGUUUUACUUUAUUUUCAUUCAAUGAAGAACAUCUUUACACACUUUUACACACUCACCAAAGCUGUUUUUCCCUAGCUGGAGAUUUUCUUCUUCAUCCCAGAGCAGUUUCAGUAGAAUUGAGGUGCAGUGACUGGGCAGGUCAUGAUAGACAUCACUCCAGACGACUCGGAUGUACGCUUCGGCUCGUCGUGUGGUUGUCUGGUUCCAGUGAGCCGCAGUCCAGACGGAACUGCGCGGUGCUGAAAUGUGGGACAGGAGCCGUGUUGGUUCAGGAUUCCUUUUAUUUUACGGAACCUUCCCUGCUCCAACACAACCCCAAAACUUUAAGAUUCCACCUCCCUGUGUCACCGUAAGGGGUGAAGGAGUCUGAAAGAUCUGUUUGAACCAAAAUUGUCAGAAACAGAACUUUCUUCCAUUCAGUCACUGUCCAAUUCUUGUGUGUUUUCUCCGUUUAAUCAGAAAGAAGUCUCAAAACCAUUGGUGUUCCCAAAUUUCUCACAAUCUCUGUAUAAUUUACAGAGGUGACACAUCACAACAAGGAAUACUUAAAUUAUUAUUAUUAUUAUUAUUAUUCUGUCUGAUGAUGAGCUUCAUCUCUGUACUCUAAACCCAAUGGUAUUUGCACAUGUUGCAUAUUUAUUCUCUGAGAAAGCGCAUAUACACAUAUACACUCUUCUGUGUGUGUCAGUUGUGCAUGACGAGCAUUUCCCCCUCUAUGCAUUCUGUUUGGUUUUCGAGCAUGAAACAUCAUGAAAAUUCAAGAAAUUAAUAAAACCACAAACCUUUGUUACAAUAUUUAAAGAAAUUGUAAGUUUGUCAACGAA